GGCAACCUGUUCCAGUGCCUCACCACCCUCUGUGUGAAAAACUUCCUCCUAAUAUCCAACCUAAACAGAUCCAGGGCCAUGGCUUGUCACUCCCUUGCUUUAUUUUAGAGUCUAUCUUAGUGAUAAAUGUUGUAAAAUAAUAAUUUUCUGACAAAAAGGCAAAGUGGGGCUGCUCACUGCUGCCCUGGCAAGGAGAUUGUUGCCCUGUUUGUUUCACAAACAUGAUUUUUUAAACAUGAUUUUUUGUCUUUGUUCUUUUUUGGGGACAGCACUUUCUAAUUAGGAGCCUUGUGCUUUUUCAUCACUGUGUGAAUUUAGUACUGGAAAUAUUCUUGGAACACAAGUAGAAAGCUAUGAGGGCUUUGCCUGGGUGUAAUCAAGACGCAUAUGCUGUUUUAUACUGCUGCCAACUGAAGAAAAGCAGAAGUUCCUGAUGUGCAUUAUCUAUUGUGAAGUGCUCUAAGAUUUCCUCCACAAAAAUCCAGAUUUGAUAAGCAAUUACCAAUCUGUAAUUCAGUGUCCCAGUUACUGCAACCAAAAGAUACAAUGGAUUACACAGGUAGGAUCAAAUCCAGAUGCCAGGAGUUGCAGCAUGCAGUAGAUUUGCAAUUUGGCUCCUCUGUCUUCAUGCAAGCAAGAAAUAGAAGCUUGAUUUUAUCUUUGUGUUUCCUUCUCUUCUCUGCUCCUUUGCAACGAGGACAGUGAGGCACUGCACAGACUGCCCAGAGAGGUGGUGCAGACACCCAAGGUCAGGGAAUGGGGCUCUGAGCACUGAUGGAGCUGUGGGUGUCCCAGCUCAGUGCAGGGGUUGGACCCGAUGGCCUUGAGGGUCCUUCCCAACUCCAACCAUUCUGUGGUUCUUUGAUUCUAUGGAAGUUGCUGGUAGCUUCUUGCAGGAGAAUAGUGGUCCAUGGGGCACAAGAGGGUGCUGUGCUCUCAGCAUACAGCAGCUGGCUCCUUCUAUAGUCAUAUAGGUUACUGUAUCUGACAUACAAAUGAAAGAUUAAAGAGGUAAAGCUUUAAUAUCUCAUUAGAUAGAAGGCUUUUCAGAAUCUCCUUUGUGCUGUGCAAAAUUGCCUGAGACGUCUGGCAAGCGAGUGAAGCUUCGAAAAGAUUAAAGAGAAUUUCUUUUCUGCGAGCGAAACAGAUGAGGUAUAAAAGUAAGCGAUAGCUGAGAAAGGAAUAGACAUAAACUGACAAACUGCAAUGGGAAAUGUUACACAGAGAAAAACGGGUCUGGGAGAAACACACAGAAAUCAGAGGUGGCCAGAGGGAGGUGUCAGACCUCAGCAGGUGCUGGUGGCAGCAGUGCUGCAGCUCCUCAGUGCUGGCACCUUGCACUGUCUGCAUGGCUGCUCUGCGAGCAGGGCUGGCUGCUGGCAAACCUACAGGGUGUCCAGCCCAAAAUAAUCAUCGUCAGUCUCCUGCAAACAUCUCAGACAGGAAAGCUCCACAGAUUCUCUGGAGAAAUUGCAAACUGCAUACAGGCAUGCAGCGUAGCUGUGCUGGUAGUGUGGCUUACGGUGCUUCUCCUGUGUCAGCAAGGACACACGGGCAGCAGGAAGGUCCAUUUCUUACAGAAGGGAGUUUGAGCAAGGGCUGCAAGGCAGGGAAGUUCGGUCUUGUUCCCACCUCUGUCACUAAUAUGUUCUUGGAUCUUUCACAGAUUGUGCCUUGCUGUCUGUAGUCUCCCAUCUGUGAAACAGGCAUAAUAACACUGAGACAUCUUUGAAGAGAAAAUGUCAGGAUCUGAUUCUGUGUGCUUCACAAGGAGAAAAAUAAAGGUCUGCACAGAGGGACCCUUACAUCCUGCAUAUGGAUAACUUCACCAAGAUCUGUCUUCUGUGUGAAGUUAAGCAUGUUAUUACUGCAAGACAUCAGGUCAGUUGUGCUUACUGACAGGUGACAGGAACAGCUUUAUCUCUGACCUAAGGACUUAAUUGAGUUAGAGAAGGGCAGAAAAGUAGUUAAUCACAGCAGAAGUGUUUGCACAACGUGGCAUUCACAGGUUACAAGGCAUCAGUUCUGCAUGAGGAUCAGCAGUUGCAGUUAGCUGGUGAUGCAGAUUCAUGGAGUGAAUCCUGAGCACAAGAGGUAUUUUGCAUCUUGUUCAUCUCAGUAUUUUAAAUCAUCAUCACAGGUGUUUGAUAGGACUUGGCCCCUGUGAUUCAGAGAGGCAGCAGCAAGUGCUCCCUUGGCUUCUGACCCUUACUGUUCCUUCUUUGUGCCCACCCCAACAUUCUUUUCUAAGUUCCCUUUUACCAUACUUCCACACUGGGCCACAUUCAGCUUAUGCUGUGUACCUUUAUCCUGAAUGAAAGAUGCUCUGAAUUGUUAUGAAAUGACCUUAAAUCAGAAUCACCAUUUUCUCUUUGACCUAGCUGAAGAUCUGAGCCAGUAUGUGCUGCUGUUUGUCCUGAAGGACGUUCCUAAUGCCAUCGAAGAAAGUAGCUGCCCUGGUCAUUAAAAUAGGAAACAAACCACCCUCAUUCCUGAGACCAGAUUCUUUGCUGCCACAGAUAAUGCUCCUUGGUUAAAAGAUAAAUGAGAUAAAUGAUAAAUUAGGUAAUGUUAAUGUCCUUGCUCUAAGGGCUGAGAAGGCAUCCAGGUACAGCUUCUGCUCCUUGCCUUUGGUUCCCCCUUGCUGUCCUUCUGCUGCCUCUUUAGAAUCAAAGAGAAAAGAGUGCAUAGCAGGCAGCUGGGUGCUUGCCACCCCUCACCUGCAUUUCUGGGGGUAUCACUGUGAUGUGAUUUCCCAUCUGCCGGAAUAUGCAGCAAAUAUGCAAACAGGCUCUCAGCUUUUUUUAGCUCACAAAAGCAAGGGAGUCCUUUGAAAGGUCCUCGGUUUUACCCAAUCAUCGCUCCCUCCCUCGCAUUGUGCAGCAUUAUCAUUCUCUGGCAGUGUAAAUCCUCACAUAUGCCUGCCUCCCUCUUGCCUUCAGCCUCUCCCUCCCUCCCCCUCCCCACCGUGCUGCCAUCGGAUCUGUGAUGAUAUGUGAUCUCCUGGAUACAAUCACACACACACACAAGUACCAGGCACCGCUGCUCAGCUCAGCAAAAUGUCUUUCUCGUAGAAGUGGUGCUCAUCAUCACAGCUUCCGAAUCCUUGACGAUGUGGCCAUGCUUUCCUUUCUGCCUUCUACCUUUUUCUGUCUUUGUCUGCCUGCUCUUCUUACCCACGGGUCAUCUUUGCCCUGCUGUCUGUAGCUGUAUGGACUACCACACCAUAGACUGCCGGGAUCAAGGACUCCCCAGUGUUCCCAAUCCAUUUCCAUUGGAUGUACGGAAACUUCUUAUAGCCGAUAACAACAUCCAGGCGAUACCAGCUGAUUUCUUUAUAUUUUAUGGAGACCUGGUCUAUUUGGACUUCAGGAACAACUCCCUCACCUCUUUAGAAGAGGGCACUUUUAGCAGUUCUACCAAACUGGUGUAUUUAGAUUUAAGCUACAAUAAUUUAACACAGCUUGAAGCCGGGAUAUUCAAAUCGGCAGAAAAACUGAUAAAACUCAGCUUGGGAAACAAUAACCUGGUGGAUGUGGACGAGGCUGCUUUUGAGAACCUGGAACAGCUGCAAGUGUUAGAAUUGAAUGACAAUAACUUACAGAGCCUAAACGUGGCAGCCCUCGAAGCACUUCCCUCCCUGCGGACGAUACGCCUGGAGGGCAACCCGUGGGUCUGUGACUGUGACUUUGCCAAUCUUUUCAGCUGGAUCCAGGACAAUGCCUCUAAGCUCCAGAAAGGUCUCCAUGAAAUCCAGUGUUCCCUGCCUGUAGAAAAUAGAAGAAUCUUUCUGAAUGAAUUGUCUGAGGUCAGCUUUAGUGAAUGCAAAUUUAGUUUGUCAUUGACGGACCUUUUUAUCAUCAUCUUCUCUGGAGUCGCAGUCUCCAUUGCUGCAAUUCUAUCAAGCUUCUUCCUAGCAACUCUAGUGCACUGCUUCCAAAGAUGUGCUCCCAGUAAAGAUGACGAUGAUGAUGAAGACGACAGUGAGGACUGAACUUAGUCUGUACACUUAAAUUUCCUUGGUUUAUAAAUUAAUGAUAGAUCAGCAGCCAAAGUCUAGGAAGAAAACCAAACUACAAGUUUUAGACAUGAUUAGAUUAAAAGGUUCCAUACUGAUUUCAUGAAGGUCACAGGAAGGAAUCACAGUUUGCAGCUGAGACUGUUAGUGUUACUUGCAUAUGUAACCUGAUGCAAUGAGAGCAGAUUAAUUUCUGUCAUCAUUAGUCAAAUGUUGCAUUUAAAUUUGGAGGCCAGAAGGAAAAGGGAGAAAGGAGAAAAAAAUAAAAAUGUUCCAGUGUUUUCAAAGACUGCCAGCUUCCACACUGUCCUUCUGAGCAGAUGCAGAUCCUGUAAGCACUUUGUAGCUUGUUUUAAAUGUGCACUUGGAAAAGGGCUGGCUAGGGGGAGGCAGCUCAGCUGGAAAUCUGGAUGCAAUUUAAGAGUGUCUUUCCUACAGUGAAUUAAUGGGAGAUUCUAGUAAGCUCACACAACUUCCUGAGUACCAAAACACAGUUAAAAGGAUUCUUAGAACUGUGGAAAGCAUAGGAAGGUUGGUGGUUUCUCUCCACGAGUCUUCUCUCUAAAUACGCAUCCUUCUUUCAAUGACUGACAGCAGUUGCAGACAUUCAGCCAAAAUUUCCUUUUCUACAGGCAAAAUGUGGUUGUGGAUCUGAGUCAUCCACUGCAGCUGCCUGACACCUCUUUGGCUAUGGCAAAAAUACGAACCAUAACGUUCUUCUGCAUUUUCAGUUGCAAUGAAAUAAAGGAAUUCCCUUCUAUGUAAUGCUAGGCACAAGUAAUUGUUGCAGUGUUCAGCCUGUUUAGUUAUUUUAAAGCACUAAGGGCUAUAUUCUGCUUCUGGUUAUGCUAAACUAGGUGAAGUGAACACCAUUAUCCUAACUGCAUAAACAAGAGUGGAAUCUGGCCCAAGAUACUUCUGACUGUAUUAUAGAUUUGUCAAAACUUGAGCUCUACUAUAUUAUAUUAGUUAUUUUUGUUAAAAUGAAAAAGAAAAAAAAGACAUUUAUUACAAGAGAUUUUUGGAAUAGUGCUGGACAGCUUUUUAGGAUAAGUAUAUUUUUAAAAUAUUUGUAAUGGAAAUAUUUUUUUAAAGCUCUGUGUAUUUCAGAUAUUAUCUAGAAUAGCUGGGAGGGCUUAAGGUAAGAAAUAAUAUAGUAAUAAACAAUCUAAGGACUGUAUGCUAUUACAAAAGAGCUGAUUAACAUAGCAUCUAUUUAACUAUUGCAAAUGCUAUAGUAUUUCUUAAAAGAAAAACACUCUGGUUAUAAUAUUGCCUUGCUCAGUUAAUAUGAGUGGUCCUUUAUGGACACUUGGUUCCAAAUGUCUUGUAUCAGUUGUGCUAAUUGCUCAGGCAGACAGGAGCACAUUGCACUGCGUGGUCCAAUGGUGCAAGGUUAGGGCUUAGGGCACCUGGCUGUUGUUCUGAUCCUAGAAGACUUUCAGCAAUUCAUUCUUUCUGUCUGUGCCUCCAUUUUUCCACCUAUAUAAUGAAGGUAAUAGUAAAUAUUUAUCAUUUUAAAGUGCUUUGAGAUAUGCAAAGAGGGGGCACUCUAUUGGGGCUAUAUACAUCAGGCUGAAGCAGAAGUUCCAUAGAUCUAAUGUGAUCCAUAUCAGUAUGGCUUUGCUGGCUUCAGUGGAGUUACUCCAUUGGCUCACAGUGUUUGCAAUGGGGUUUGCACCACGCUGAGGUUAAAACCAGGGUGAGAGUGUUUACUUCUGUUAGCUCUGCAGCUUAUUCAGUGUGACUUAAUGCUGCCAUUGUUAACAUUAUUACUUCUAAAAAGACAUUGAAACAGAAUGAAGUGGGACAGUGAGAGGAUAUUCUGUAUCAAUACUGUCUUCUGUUAUUCUUUCAAGACAAAUGCAAUGACAUGAUUUUCACUGUGUAGUGCCAUGUUUCAAAAUAACACAAAUAUAUUUCUAAUUUCAACAUGGGCUUUCAUGUUUAUUUGUAUGUGGGUAUGAUAAAGAAAAAAAACAACGUCUGAUUCUCUUAUUAAAAGGAGAUAUUGUGCAGUAUGGUUGGAAAUACCCAACUUGUUGCCUGGUAGAGUUCAUGCAGCACACUCCCUGUGCAACAAAUAUGGAUAUGUUAUCAACAGUUUUAUAUUUAGAGCUGUGCAAAUUGUUCAGUGGUGGAACAAGAAACUGGGUCACACCUUUUUGGCUGCAAGUUUUAUUAUGGACUCAAAGCUUGCAUCCAUUUAACACAGUGAUCUGUCCUACUGAGCCUUCCAGUGAGACACCAGUGAAGGUUUCAGCACAUUUGUACCUUUCCUUUGGUCACAAAUACAUGGUUUUGCUUCAUUAUCCUGUAAGGCUGACUAAUUUUGCAGAGGUCGCAUCUCAAACUCAACUAUUUUGACUGGCUUCUGCUC
Molecule: messenger RNA, 6398 nt
Organism: Phasianus colchicus (ring-necked pheasant)
Lineage: Eukaryota; Metazoa; Chordata; Aves; Galliformes; Phasianidae
Source: RefSeq, a predicted model, not a curated record